AUGACGCUCAACAAAGUCGCUUCCACCGGGACCGCCCCCGCGGCCGCCGCACUUGACCCAGCCACGGCCACGCAUCUGGAUCUAGACCAAGGCCAUGACGGUUAUUGCACCAGUUACACAGAAUCGACAAUGACGAUCAUGGACAGGACGCCACCGGCAACCGUGUCCACGUACUCGGAUAAAGGUAGCAACAACGACGACGAGUAUGAUGAAAACAACCUCGAACACGAUCCAUCCCUAAGUAGCGAGAAUAUCUCUCGAAGCACCACCACAUCAACCAAGGUCUCCCAAUCUUCACCUUUACCACCUCCUCCGCCCUCACAACGAUUUCUCUGUCCCUGGCCCGGCUCGACAUACAUAAUCCGCACGAUACCCUCAGGCCACAUCCUCGCACUACACGGCGGCGAAGUCACAGUGACCGGCCCCUGCUCCCCCGCCGCCGUGGGCAGCAGUGUGCACUGGACCUGCGAAGAGACCAAAGGGUGGCUGGGCUUCCGCAACGUCGCGUCAGGCAAACUCCUAGGUUACGACGGCCGCAAAGGCAAAGGGGACCGCAACCGCCACGGCCGCCUCGUCUGUGUAGCCCCGCGCCAGCAAAGCUGGGAGAAUUUCGCCCUCCGGCCCCGUCCCGAGGGCGGGUACCUGUUGCUCACCACGCACUUUGAGAGGCUCUGGCGCGUCGGAACGAGACGGUUCGAGCAAGAAACAGGGAAAUCUGGCCGCGGCGAUAGCGGCGGCAAUAAUUCAGAUGAAAUUCUGGCCAAGAUCGACGACGGGGAUCCCAGCGGCGAGGAGAUCAUCUGGGAAUUCAUCAAGGUCUAG
Molecule: messenger RNA, 822 nt
Organism: Fonsecaea multimorphosa CBS 102226
Lineage: Eukaryota; Fungi; Ascomycota; Eurotiomycetes; Chaetothyriales; Herpotrichiellaceae
Exons: 1
Coding region: 1-822 (273 amino acids)
Source: RefSeq, a predicted model, not a curated record